UGUUAUUUUAUUCAGGUUAUAUGGAUCCACAACCUCAAAACGCCAACACAAUAGAAAUCGUAUUUCAAAAUCAUUUGAAACUUACAAAAGUGCAAUAUGUAGAUCCGUCAACAACAAAGAUGACAUUGCUGCUGGGUUAAAGCAACCGCAUGAUCAUGUAGGUAAUCCUGCUAAUUAUAGUUGGGAUUCAGCUGGCUGUCUUGCUAAAGUUGGCAGCUUGCCUGAUGGUCAUGCAGUUAAUUACACCCAGCUUGCCAAUGAAUUCACAUUGUUAAAUGCAAAAGGGGAUACACCCAAGAAUGCUGGCCAAGUGAUUAAGACAUUUUUAAAUGAUAGUGGUUGUGAUUUGAACCGACUCAAACCAUUCAGUGCAAAGCCAAGGGUUAGAAGGAUGAAGAGAAGACUGCUUGGUACUAAUAUCACUAUGCCGACCGAAGAAAGAAGUGAGGAAAUAGAAGCAAAAAUGAAAGAACUUGUGGCAAAGGGUGUAUAUUCAGUUGGAGAGUUGUUGGUCCCGCAAGAGUUUGAAAGUUUGUCCCUUGUCGAUGGAGAAAUUAAAACAGAAAAACUUUCAGUAUCAGGCAGAAAAAACGAUAUCACAACAAUAUGUCAGUCUUUGGCGAAAAAGCACAAACCGUAUUACCGAUUACACCCAGAUUCUUUUUACGACAAAAUCGAUAAUGAAACACUGGUUUUCGAAUUAAACAGAUUGGACCUGUGCGUUGAUGACCAAGACUUCGACGCGUCUGUAGCACUUUUGAAGAAGCUGCAACGGCAACGUCAUUUCGGGAAUUGGCAUGAUACAUCGUCAAUUUCUAAUCACUCGCAUCUACUUAUUACAAUGUUCUGUUUAUUUGACAAAGCUGUUUUUUACACUGAUGAAGAAUAUUUUGAGAAGACAGGUAAGGUUUUAGACGUUUUAGGUACUAUUUAGGAGCGAAAAAAGUUCUUAACUGUAUGUUCCUCGUAUUUUCGAAAUACAUAUUAUAACUGGAUAAUAUCCGGUUGAUAAAUAAAA
Molecule: messenger RNA, 1018 nt
Organism: Hydractinia symbiolongicarpus
Lineage: Eukaryota; Metazoa; Cnidaria; Hydrozoa; Anthoathecata; Hydractiniidae
Exons: 4
Coding region: 392-934 (180 amino acids)
Source: RefSeq, a predicted model, not a curated record